Molecule: messenger RNA, 1802 nt
Organism: Trifolium pratense (red clover)
Lineage: Eukaryota; Viridiplantae; Streptophyta; Magnoliopsida; Fabales; Fabaceae
Product: DEAD-box ATP-dependent RNA helicase 10-like
Exons: 14
Coding region: 304-1611 (435 amino acids)
Molecular function (GO): ATP binding; RNA helicase activity; nucleic acid binding
Source: RefSeq, a predicted model, not a curated record
ACACUAUUCUUUCUCUCUUCUCCGUCUAUACUAUUGCUCCUAUUUACAUUAGUUUAUAACAAACAAAAAUAAGUCCCAAUGAGCGCAAUAUAGCGCCGCCAGCUUCUUCCUCUUCUUUUUCUUCUUCUUCACUCUCGCGGGCGAGACAGAGAAAAACGACUGUACCGGCCGUGUUCACCCGGUCCGGACCCGAACCGCGUUCCAUCACCCGUUUACGACGCUCCGACUCACCUUCAUUAUUUUAGUGGUAUUUACAGUGGGCUAGACUUCAUAUUAAGGGUUUACAUAGGCUAGACACUGAGAAUGGAGAAAAAGGAUAAAGAAAUUAAAUCAUUUAAGGAUCUAGGCUUAUCGGAUGAAUUGAUCGAAGCUUGUGACAAAUUGGGCUGGAAGACUCCCCUAAAGAUUCAAAUACAAGCAAUUCCACCGGCUCUCCGAGGAAAAGAUGUCAUUGGAAUUGCCCAAACGGGUUCUGGUAAAACUGCCGCUUUUGCCCUUCCUAUAUUGCAUGCACUCUUAGAAGACCCAAACCCUUUUUUUGCUUGUGUCUUGUCUCCCACAAGGGAGCUUGCUAUUCAAAUUUCUGAACAGUUUGAAGCUCUAGGUUCUGUAAUUAAGGUCAAGUGUGCUGUGCUCGUUGGAGGGCUUCCCAUGGCAAAACAAUCCAUUACGUUAGCAACGAAGCCUCAUAUUAUUGUUGGGACUCCUGGACGUGUCUUGGAUCACCUAAGAAACACCAAAGGAUUUUCUCUUGGUAAAUUAAAAUACUUGGUCUUAGAUGAAGCAGACAGGUUGUUGAAUGAGGAUUUUGAGGAAUCACUUAAUGAGAUUUUAGGAAUGAUCCCUCGCAAGCGUAGGACAUUCCUUUUUUCUGCUACGAUGACAAAGAAGGUCGAGAAGCUCCAAAGGGUUUGUUUAAGAAAUCCUGUGAAGAUUGAAGCAUCAACCAAGUACUCUACCGCGAACACACUGAAGCAACAAUAUCGUUUCGUGCCAGCAAAACACAAGGAUUGCUACCUUGUAUACAUUCUCACUGAAAUGGUUGGAAGUACAUCAAUGGUGUUCACUCGGACAUGUGAUGCAACUCAGCUUCUUGCUUUUUUUCUUAGGAAUCUCGGUCUGAAAGCCAUCCCAAUUAAUGGUCAUAUGAAUCAGCUAAAGCGACUUGGAGCCUUGAAUAAGUUCAAGUCCGGGGAUUGCAAUAUUCUCCUUUGUACAGACGUAGUUAGUAGGGGACUGGAUAUUCCAGAAGUAGAUAUGGUGAUUAACUAUGAUAUUCCCUCAAACCCCAAAGAUUAUAUACAUCGUGUGGGAAGGACUGCUCGGGCAGGGCGUUCUGGGGUUGCCAUUUCCCUUGUGAACCAACAUGAGCUAGAGUGGCACAUUCAGAUAGAGAAUCUUAUAGGCAAGAAGCUACUGGAGUAUCCUGCACAAGAACAGAAAGUUUUGCUUUUGGAAAAGCGUGUUAGUGAGGCCAAAAGAUUAGCUGUAACGAAAAUGAAGGCAACUGGAGGGAAGAAUAAACUUUGGUCUGAUUCAGAAGAGGAAGAGGAUGCUGAGACAUACUUUGGUCUAAAUAGAAGACCCUCUAAGAGGUUUAGAAGAAAAUAAAUGUUCUCUGUUCCGUAAAAAAAGAUAAUACAUGUUCAUUGUUUCCGAGUAAAAUUGUAUAUUUGUUCUCAUUUAGUUUUCUUAACAUAGUGUUAAGAAAGUCGAAUUAUUAUUUGAGUAUUUAUAAUUACAAAAGCAUUCUUCUAACUUAUAUUGGAGACAAAUAAAAGGGAAAUAUGUUCCUUAGGCCA